CUCAGUAAGAGCGAUUGCAGCUGGAGAGACAGUAACAGCGACGCGCGCACAGCCACAUUCGGACUUGCUAUGGACCAGCAGUAUGAUUUAUUGAGCUCCUCGCCCAAUAGCCACACAGCUCACUACAACUCUGCCGACACCAUGGCAACCUCCCUUUCUGGAAUGACCAUCAAAGAUCAUCACCAUGGCAACCAGUUCCAUAAGGAGAAUGGAGUUGCGGUGGGGCUUGUGAGACCAGGCGACUGUCCAAUGAAAGAGGGUUCCCAGGAUUCAAGAGAAGAGCAGACAGAAGAUCAGCCCAUGGCUGUGGAAGUGGCAAGCGCUGGAGGACCUGGGGCCACAGCUCAGUCCAAGACCAAUGGUGAUGCUGACAAGAGGGCUCCUAAUAGUGGUAGACCCCAUGCUGCUGGUACGAAGAUUCCUGCCAUGACUGCGGUUGCCAAAAAUGGAAAAGACUCUCCUAAGACCCCUGAGACCAGCGGGCACAAUAGUCCUGCCACUCCCAAAUCCCCUGCCAGCAAGGCUGUUGGUGGCAAGCCUCUCGCCGGCACAGGCAAUGAAAUCAAGAAGGUGGCAGUAAUUCGCUCAACUCCUAAAUCUCCAAAGAACCGUUCUCCUUCUUCACUGUCUACUGCGGCCCCCCUCCCUGACCUGAAGAACGUUCGCCCCAAAGUCGGCUCCACUGAUAACCUGAAGUACCAGCCUGGAGGCGGCCAGGUACAAAUUCUUGAUCAGAAGGUGGACUUCAGUAAUGUCCAGUCAAAGUGUGGCUCCAAAGCCAACCUAAAGCACGUACCAGGAGGUGGCAAUGUGCAAAUUCUUGAUCAGAAGUUGAACUUAAGUAGCGUGCAGUCUAGGUGUGGUUCCAAAGAUAAUAUCAAACAUGUACCUGGAGGUGGCAAAGUCCAAAUCCUCCACAAAAAGAUUGACCUGAGCAACGUGCAGUCAAAGUGCGGAUCAAAAGACAACAUUCGCCACAAACCAGGUGGAGGAAACAUUGAGAUCAGGUCAGAGAAGCUUGAUUUCAAGGCUCAGUCAAAGGUCGGCUCACUGGACAACAUCAAACAUGUGGCUGGAGGAGGCGCCAGGAGGAUUGAGUCACACAAACUGAUGUUCCGUGAGCAGGCCAAAGCGCGAACCGACCAUGGUGCAGAAAUCGUGUCUCUAGAGGAGUCGCCACAUGGCUUGAGCACCGUUUCCUCCUCCGGCAGCAUCAACAUGGCAGAUCCGCCGCAGCUUUCCACCCUCGCAGACCAGGUGUCUGCGUCUCUGGCCAAGCAGGGCUUGUGAUUGGACCACACCACCACCCAAACACGCCCCUAAAACCCAACCCCCUAACACAUUCACACACAUUCACCUGCCUGAUACGGUAACAUUGUAACACUGAAAGGUGUCACUUUGUGGCCCAGAAAACAUUGUCAAGUAACCUCUGGCAGACACUGUUCAGUUUUGUAAUAUGUAUGAUUUAUAGGCCAAUGAAGCUGUUUUAACUGAAUUAUGUAUGGAUUUGCCUGUUCACUUGUCCCUCGCCUUAAGUCAGUGUUCUUGGUGGGAAUUUAGGAAUCAAAAUAUAUAGAUAUUUUGUCCUACAAUCUUGCUCCCUUGACAUAAGUGGAUAUACUGUAUUUAGUAGCACAAAAUUGCAUUCAUGUAUUUGUUGAACAUCACAUAUUUUCUUUAAUUUAAGCCUUUUUUUUUAAGGUUGAAUCAGGUUACAAUCAGAUUUAAGAUCACAAAUAAGUCGCUAAGAAGCACCUAAAAUGAAAAUCUGAGCGUCUUAGAGCACCAUGUCUUCAGAGACAUAGAAACUUAAAGCCCUGCAGUUCAUUUGAAAUUAUGUGUGAGGCAUAAGUGAUGAAAAAAAGACUUACAGAACAGCUUUGUGAGAGCUUUUGAAAGCUGAAGCCUUUUGGUUCUUUCAAGCUCUUGUGUGUGCCAUUGAUCUGAGAUUACACUUCAACAAGAUGUGAAGAUGUCCAAGAUGCCCCCUGAGAUAUUUUCUGCAGUAAACCAUGAGAUUCAGAUUGCUUCACAGAGAAACGCUUUUCUUACAGUAUUAUUCUGUGGAUAUGGGAUGUUUAUUAUAUGAACAGUUAUUUUUGUGCCAACUGGCAGUCUUGAAUUUUCAUUUUCAUCAGUGAUAAAUAAAAAUGCCUCUCCUACUUUUAGUUUGGUUUUCAAAGGUGCUGUAAGCGAUUUUUUUCAUGGAGAAAUAUACAAAAAAUGUUCCUACUCCCUUAAAGAUAUGAAUGAAAUGUGACCUGAGAUAUCUCACCAAUCUCUGUGACAGCUGUAGACUUUGUAAACAGCAAACAAUAAUGUGUCUGCAGACACUGACGCUUUUCAACUGUCAAUCAUUUUGCUCGUUCUCAUAGUGUUGCAUUUGAAGCCGAUCAUUGAGGCUAUGAUUCAUAAUGUUUGUCAGUUGAGGGCACUAUUGUGCCACAAACAAUGCUGCUCUUUUGAGACUUGUGUCUCUGCAGAACAAAAAUAAGCAUUUUUCCAAUCAGUGGGUGUUUUCAAACCCAUUUACAUGAUUUUCCUGCUACACUGAAAUUCCCUACUUUCAUUGGAUAGUUGAAAAAACUCCCAUCAUGAUUUGAAAACACCCACAGAUUGAGAAAUGCCCGUUAUUGUUCCACAGAGACCUAUACUUCACUCUUUUGCUUGGUUUUGGUCUCAAAAUUAACUUUGGAGGGUGGGGUUUUGGAAUGAAGGGGCAUGGCUAAUUCAAUGGCUCAGUCACGUCAAAGCUUCAGAAUGCUAAAAUUGCUUAAAGCACCUUUAACACUGGCAACUAACAAAACAUUUAAUUGAUAUUGAUUUUUUUUUUUUUUUUUUUUUUGCAUAAAACUAAAUUAUCUAAAUUAAGUUGUUGCUAAAUGUAUUAAGUUGCACAUGGCAGAUGUUUUUAAGGACAAGUUGCAUGUGUUAUAUUUGGCAGGUGCAAUGAUUGAGAUUUUAUCCGUAACUGCCAAUUUCUCUCUUUUAUUGCUUGUGUGACAGCCAGAUGUAAUUUAUGAGAUGAAUUGCCAAACGGUUCUCCUUAAAGGAAAAUUCUGGGUUCAAUACAUUGGUGGCAUAAUAUUGAUUAUCACAAAAAUUUAUUUCGACUCGUCCCUCCUUUUCUUUAAAAAAAAAGCUCAAAUCUGGGUUCCAGUGAAGCACUUACAAUGGAAGUGAAUGGGGACAAACCGUAAACGUCAAAAGUAUUGCCACAAGACGUAAACAAUAUGCAUGUAAACAUGAUUUUAGUGUGAUAAAAUCAUUUAUAUCCAAUUUUGCGACUUUUUUGCCAUGACGACAUAAUGCCGUAAACCCUAAAACGAUUUAAACAACUUCAAAGCUAAAAUAAUACAUGAGUUGUGACAGAAUUAAUGUAAAUGCAUUUAUAAAAUUAUAAGCUUCACAUUUCUGCCUUUAAACCCUCCAAAAAUUGCCCCCCUUCACUUCCAUUGUAAGUGCCUCACUGUAACCUCCAUGUUUGGGACGAGUCGAAAUAAUUUUUUGUGGUAAUCAACAUUAUGCCACAAAUGCUGUCAAUUGAGCUUAACUUGCACUGAACCCGGAAUAUUCCUUUAAGGCACACUCUGGUCUGUUGUAAAUUGCCCUUCACAUGUAUUCUCAUAAUAUGUUGUAUUGUUCUUCACAAAAAAAUCCACUAUAUCACAAGCAUGCAUGUUAGAACGUUCUGAUCUUUUGAACACUUCCUAUUCAGCUGUAUUACGUCUUUGAAUGAGGAUGUAAUGUCCUCAACUGAUUAUAUUGCUUAAAUUCUCUCCCUUUGCACUGCACUAUUGCAGAAUGUUUAAUGAGCUUUGAUCAACUCCACACUAUCAUUGCUCCUUGCAUGCAUUUCAUGUAAGAAGCCCAAGAUACUGCGUUGUCUCUUAAGUAUAUCCUGUAAAUGCUGACAUGCUUAUUAGGAUAUGUAUGUAGAUAGUAGUCAAAAAAAGCACUACACAGACGACGACCCCUGUUUCUUUGUGUUGGAGAUGAAGCCGUGUAACUACCAUAAGAUAUUUAAUGUAUGUUUAUUGUAUGUGAAUGACUGUAUGUUUCUACAAGGACUUGAAGAGACUUUAAAAAAAGCAGAGAAGUUCAGAGACCAUGCUUGCAACACUUUAAUCUGCAUGCCGAGUUGUUUUACAUAGAUUGGCAACACAUUUCUGAAUGUUUUCUGACUAGGGUGGGUUUUGGUAUGUUAAAGUUUUGGAAACAUGAUGUUGUUCCAUUGUGGUGCUGUUGUGAGACGAGGGGGAAAUUGAGAGUUUAGCUGACAGGAAGAAAAAAAGAAGAGUCUGUCCUUUGGUUUCAGUGUCUCACUCUAUAGCACAUGCCACAUGGUUCUGGGUGCAGUUUUGCCAUCUUGUUGUCAUUGACUCCAUGUACCAUUUUUACAGUUGUAAAUUUUAGCUUGGGAACUGUGGUUGUCAAUUUUGUUCUUGUGUGUUUUAUUAAUAACUGGUUUACAAUGAUUCUUGAUGUACAUGUGAAUUUGGAAAUAAAGGAUAUUACAAAA
Myxocyprinus asiaticus (Chinese sucker) is the source of this 4522-nucleotide messenger RNA. Its product is annotated as microtubule-associated protein tau-like. Gene Ontology annotation, biological process: neuron projection development; microtubule cytoskeleton organization. Gene Ontology annotation, molecular function: microtubule binding. The record is from RefSeq and is a predicted model, not a curated record. Gene Ontology annotation, cellular component: neuron projection. NCBI's taxonomy places the organism in Eukaryota, Metazoa, Chordata, Actinopteri, Cypriniformes, Catostomidae. The coding region runs from base 70 to 1290 and encodes 406 amino acids. The transcript is spliced from 12 exons.